Molecule: messenger RNA, 918 nt
Organism: Nannospalax galili (Upper Galilee mountains blind mole rat)
Lineage: Eukaryota; Metazoa; Chordata; Mammalia; Rodentia; Spalacidae
Gene: Dnajb7
Product: DnaJ heat shock protein family (Hsp40) member B7
Biological process (GO): protein refolding; positive regulation of proteasomal ubiquitin-dependent protein catabolic process
Cellular component (GO): endoplasmic reticulum membrane; cytosol
Molecular function (GO): Hsp70 protein binding; ATPase activator activity
Source: RefSeq, a predicted model, not a curated record
AUGGUGACUCCCAAAGUUCUGGGAGUGCAGAGAGACGCUUCAACCGAGGACAUUAAAAAAGCUUACCAUAAAGUGGCACUUAAAUGGCAUCCUGAUAAAAAUCCAGAAAAUAAAGAGGAAGCAGAGCAAAAAUUCAAAGAAGCAGCUGAGGCAUAUGAAGUAUUAUCAAAUGGCAAAAAGUGGGACAUUUGUGAUAAGUACGACAAGGAAGGAUUGAAUGGUGGAAGCCAUCUUGAUGAUGAAUGUGAGCAUGGUUUCACAUUCCAUAAGGCAGAUGAUGUCUUUAAAGGAAUUUUUGGUGAAAGGAAUCUAUUUUCAUUUCACUUCUUUGAAGACUCAAUGGAGGACCUUAUAAGCAGUCCAAGAAGCUUCAGCAGAAGCAGCUGAGGAACAGGAUCCCUUUUCUCCAUGUCCCAUGAACAUCCUGUUUUUUCGAGACUUUCCUCUUAUGACACAGGAUAUACACUCUACGUUUCACCGGGGCAUGAGGGCCUUCCUGCAUUCUCUUCCCUGGCAUUUGAUGAUACUGGGAUGGGCAACUACAUAUCUGUUACACCUCCAGGCAAAACUGUUAGUGGCAGAAAUAUUAAUGCAAAGAAAAAUUUUGAGAAUCGUUAAGAAAGAGAAGCUGAAGAGGGUGGUGACUUGAAAUCCUUUCUUGCAAACUGUGUAACAGAUGAAGAAGGCUUUGCAGAAAGAUGCAACUGGAGGAGGCAAUCAUUCAACAACUAUUCACCAAAUGUCUACAGCCCGCCAAAUAUAUCUCAAUACACCCUUGUGGACAACAAUGAGCAAGGCACACCAUGGGUCACCAGCAAGAAGGAACCUUCCAGUUUCUCAGCAGGAUUCAAAGGUGGUAGGAGAAAACAAAAGAAGCACAGAGAGGUGCAAAAGAAGUCAAACAAAAGGAAUCGCUAA